GCGAAGUCAGAAUCAUGAGACCGCUUUUACUUGGAGUGCUGAGCUGCUGUCUAGUCCUGUCUGUUCAGGGUUUGUACUCAUCCAGUGAUGAUGUUAUUGAGCUGACACCCUCCAACUUCAACCGAGAGGUUAUCCAGAGUGAUACUCUGUGGUUGGUUGAGUUUUAUGCACCCUGGUGUGGACACUGUAAAAACCUUGCUCCAGAAUGGAAGAAGGCUGCCACGGCCCUCAAGGGUAUCGUCAAGGUUGGUGCCGUGGAUGCAGACCAGCACAAUUCGCUGGGGGGCCAGUAUGGCGUCCGAGGGUUUCCCACCAUCAAGAUCUUUGGAGCUAACAAGAACAGUCCGGAGGAGUACCAAGGGGGGCGCAGCAGUCAGGCCAUCGUGGAUGGAGCAAUGAAUGCUUUGCGCACUCUGGUGAAAGAGAGGCUGAGCGGCAAGUCUGGAGGCUCCAGCUACAGCAAGCAGAGCGGCGGUGGCAGCAGUGGCGGGAGCAAAAAGGAUGUGGUUGAGCUCACAGACGACAACUUCGACAAGAUGGUGCUGGACAGUGACGAUGUGUGGCUGGUGGAGUUCUUCGCUCCCUGGUGUGGACACUGCAAAAACUUGGAGCCUGAGUGGGCAGCUGCAGCCUCAGCUAUCAAAGAGCACACCAAGGGCAAAGUUCGUCUCGGGGCUGUGGACGCCACCGUGCACCAAGUUGUGUCCGGCCGUUAUGGGAUUCGUGGAUUUCCCACCAUCAAGAUUUUCCGUAAAGGGGAGGAGCCUGAGGACUACCAAGGAGGUCGCUCCCGUGGAGACAUCAUUGAGAGGGCUUUGGAUCUGUUCUCUGACAACGCUCCUGCUCCUGAGCUGCUGGAGAUCCUCGGUGAAGACGUCUUGAAAAAGACGUGUGAAGACAGUCAGCUUUGUAUCAUCGCUGUGCUGCCACAUAUCUUGGAUACUGGUGCAGCUGGUCGAAACAGUUAUUUGGAAGUGAUGAUGAAGAUGUCUGAGAAGUACAAGAAGAAGAUGUGGGGCUGGCUGUGGUCUGAGGCAGGCACCCAGAUGGAGCUGGAGGCCUCUCUGGGUAUCGGUGGGUUCGGCUACCCCGCCAUGGCUGCCAUCAACACACGCAAGAUGAAGUUUGCUCUCAUGAGGGGCUCCUUCAGUGAGACUGGCAUUCAUGAGUUCCUCAGGGAGCUUUCUGUGGGUCGCGGCUCAACUGCCACUCUGGGAGGCGGAGUCAUGCCCAAGAUCAAUAGUGUCGAACCCUGGGAUGGCCAAGAUGGACAGCUCCCUGAGGAGGAGGACUACGAUCUCAGUGAUGUAGACCUGGAUGACGACUUUGAUAAGGACGAGUUAUGA
Menidia menidia (Atlantic silverside) is the source of this 1346-nucleotide messenger RNA. NCBI's taxonomy places the organism in Eukaryota, Metazoa, Chordata, Actinopteri, Atheriniformes, Atherinopsidae. The record is from the annotation of a GenBank genome assembly.